Messenger RNA from Nerophis ophidion (straightnose pipefish), 3136 nucleotides. RefSeq lists its product as uncharacterized. Gene Ontology annotation, biological process: proteolysis. Lineage: Eukaryota; Metazoa; Chordata; Actinopteri; Syngnathiformes; Syngnathidae. Gene Ontology annotation, molecular function: aspartic-type endopeptidase activity. The coding region runs from base 1 to 1395 and encodes 464 amino acids. The record is from RefSeq and is a predicted model, not a curated record. The transcript has a single exon.
AUGGGUUUCUCUGGGGUUCCUACUACGCUGCCUUACACCAAGCCUCUCACAACAAGGCUUGGCAAUCAGACUGUGUUGCAUCCUUUCGUCUACUCCCCUGAAGUACCUUCCAACCUGCUGGGGAGAGACCUCCUGACUCGAUUGGGGGCUACUAUUCUCUGCUCGCCUGACGGACUAACAGUCUCAUUCCCUGAUGGAACAUCUCUACCCUGCGCCAGUAUUGAGUCUUCACAUUCAAGCCAAUACAUGAUUCAGCCAGUUGCAGACAGAUCGGCUGACAUCUACUGGGGUCUCCUACACAGUGAAACUAGUGAUAAAGGUGGAAUCCUGUCGGCUUACCUGACUUGGAAACCCUGGAUCUCCCAAAUACACCCCUAUGUGGCCCCUCCUGACCCUCCUCAUAUGACAUUGUUUUAUGAUAGAGAGGAUACACAGUGGUAUGAGGAAGAGUUUAGCAGGGACAUAGAGGGAACUAAUUGGGCUCUUUCCACUAAUAACAUUUAUGUGGCUCCCAUAGGUGUAGCGGCAGAAGUUUCUCUCACCCCAGAACAACUACAGUGGUACAUGAUGAGUGAUGAGGCUUCCCCCCAUGUGUCUUUAGCCUUACAUCCAGAGCACCAAGCCAAAGAGCUGGGUUCUAUAGUUAAAACAUCACAACUGCAAACUGAUUGGCAGAGGGUUGGCUCUUCGUUGUGGUAUUCACCCGCAACUCAAAUCUACAAAAUACAGGUUUCUUGCACUGAUCACGCUCUCCUUGAACACGCUCAAAUCUCCCGCCACCAUGGCCGAGAGAAAACAGAUCACCCCGAAGCAGCAUUGUUGUUAGAUUCACUACCUGACUCACUAUGGUCCACUGGGCCCACGGAUGUUGGCCUAGUCGACUGCCCCCCAGUUACUUUCAAGCUGAAAAAUAACAACCCAGUGUGGGUUCCCCAAUACCCAAGUAAAAAAGACGCCAAAAUCGGCAUUGCAGAUACCAUUGAAGGUCUAUUUGAAAAGGGGGUGUUGGUAGAAACAUCCUCGGAAUGGAACACUCCCAUAUGGCCCAUUGAAAAGAAGGGCACUGGUAAAUAUCGCAUGGUUCAUGAUCUUAGGGCCAUUAACUCUGCGUUAUGCACGCAAACCAUCCCAGUUCCCAACCCUUACGUUGCGUUGACUAAUCUUGAUCCUCGCCACCAAUGGUUCACCUGUAUCGACCUCGCUAAUGCAUUUUUCUGCCUACCACUAGCCGAAGAAUGUAGAAAAAUUUUUGCCUUCACCUACCGAGGGGUCCAACUGACCUAUUCUCGUCUUCCUCAGGGAUUUGCUCUAUCCCCUGGCCUAUUUAAUCAGGUAUUAAAGGAUGUUUUGACGGAUUGUGCUACCACCUGGAAUAAAAAACAUAGCACUAACUGAGGCGCACGGAGUGGGACAUGUCGGGGCUGCACAGAUGCAGAGAAACCUCGAAAAUUGGUGGCACCCAUUUUUGAAAGAUAUGUGUAAAUAUCAUGUACAUACUUGCCCUGAAUGCACCAUGUAUAAUGCACGACCAACAGUCAGACCGCAUCCUGGACGUUUCCCUCUCGAGACGAAAACAGGGAAAGAAAUCAUCAUAGAUUACACAGAUAUGGUGAACUCAGUAAAAGGGUACAGGUAUAUGUAGGUAUGUGUGGAUGCGUAUUCAGGUUGGCCAGAGGUACUCCCUACAAAAAGGGAAGACAGUAAGACAGUGGUGAAGUUUUUGGUAAACCAGUAUAUCCCCAGACAUGGUUUUCCUGAGAAAAUCCGAUCAGAUAAUGGUACACAUUUCAAAAACCAUGAUCUGCAAAAGGUUGAAGAAAUGCUGGGGUUGAAACACAAGUUUGGUUCGGUCUACCACCCACAAUCCCAAGGAAAGUUUGAAAGAAUGAACCAAACGCUCAAAUCUAAAUUGGCCAAAAUCUGUGCACAGACCAAAAUGAAUUGGCUAGAUGCGCUACCCCUUGCCCUCAUGUCUGUUCGAAGCUCAAUAAACCAAAGCACGGCCUUUACUCCCUUUGAGCUGACCACAGGCAGGAGGUUUCCAGGGCCCCAGUCCAAGCUUAUUGGAAUCAAAGGUGAUGAUCAGUCAUUAACCCACACGCAGUAUUUCCAUGCUUUACAAGCCCUUGUUGCAGAGUAUGCCAAGCAGGUGGGGGAGAGAAACAAGGAAGACACAGCAACCCCACCAAGCACAGAGUGGGUCCUACUGAAGGUGCUCAAGCGAAAGUGUACCGAACCCAGGUGGACAGGUCCAUAUCGAGUGACUGAACGCACCUCGCAUGCUGUUCAGCUGAACGGCAAGGGAGACACGUGGUUCCACUGGAGCCAGUGUGCAGCGGCGGACGCCCCUGCACGCACGUUGAGAGAGACACGUACCGAGUUACGUGAACAACAACAACGGGAGAAGACCACCAAUCAACAAGGGGCAGAAUAAUCCCCUGGUGGCAUCAGGGUGAGGUAGUCUACCCAAAAUCCCUGUGGGAGGAGGUGAAAUAGCGCUCCUCUCCUACACGUGGUGUGCCAAACCACCAACCAGAUUCGUCAAGGGACCAAGAAGAUCGUGACAACCAUCGACUUCCUUAUUCUCUGUUGGUUUGGGGUACUCAUGGUCUUUCUUUGGGCCCUAAUACAUCUGUCCAUCACGGGUACAACUCAAGUUUAAGGUGCCACUAAGUAUUAGUACUUAGUCGAAUUUUUAAGUACAUAUUAUACGAUGUUUUGAUUUGUGAUCUCUUUAAUAGAGAUCAAAAGGGGGAUUAAUGAGUGUACAAAGCAUACGUCCUGACCUCAAUUUGGCUCAGUGUGGCAAACACUGCACCUACAGGAAACAGAUGUUUGAACAAUAACGAACAUAACAGGAAACCAAGCAAACACUGCACAUAUAGGAAACAGAUGCUUGAGCAACAACCAACAUAACAGGAAACCAAGAGUAGUUCCUAGACACGAGACACAUAGCAACUGACGUCAGUCAGUAGACUGACCAAUCAGAUAACUACUGGUACAGUGUAUAUAAGCUGCUGUACAACAAACUCUCAGACAGAUCGCUUUGGGUUUUCCUGGUACUACUGUUCAAGUGUACUAUACGAUCUCCGCUCUCUGCAGACUGCGUUUAAUAAAAUACUUCUACUUGACUCAA